Xyrauchen texanus (razorback sucker) is the source of this 3814-nucleotide messenger RNA. Its product is annotated as zinc finger and BTB domain-containing protein 18.2-like. Bases 167 to 1660 code for a protein of 497 amino acids. The transcript has 2 exons. Lineage: Eukaryota; Metazoa; Chordata; Actinopteri; Cypriniformes; Catostomidae. The record is from RefSeq and is a predicted model, not a curated record. Gene Ontology annotation, cellular component: nucleus. Gene Ontology annotation, biological process: regulation of transcription by RNA polymerase II. Gene Ontology annotation, molecular function: RNA polymerase II cis-regulatory region sequence-specific DNA binding; DNA-binding transcription factor activity, RNA polymerase II-specific; protein binding.
CACACACACACAACGCAGAAUGUUUCAUGCGCACCGGGCUCCAAAAUACAGCCGAGAAACAGAAACACAGACACUAACAUCUGGACACACACACACACACACACAAUGAGAGCGCGUCGGAACAUCUGAGGACACAUCAGUCUGCGCGCGCGUCACAGAAAUAAGAAUGGAGUUCCCGGACCAUAGCCGGCAGUUGCUGCAGUGCCUGAGUCAGCAGAGGCAUCAAGGUUUCCUCUGUGACUGCACCGUCCUCGUCGGACAGACUCGAUUCAGAGCGCACCGGGCCGUUCUGGCCUCCUGCAGUAUGUACUUCCACCUCUUCUACAGGGAUCAGCUGGACAAAAGGGACGUUGUGCUUCUGAACAGUGACAUUGUGACGGCCCCAGCUUUCGGCUUGCUUCUUGAAUUUAUGUAUGAGGGCAAACUGGAAUUCAGCUCGCUGCCUGUCGAGGACAUCUUGGCCGCCGCCAGCUACCUGCACAUGUACGACAUUGUGAAAGUGUGCAAAGGAAAGUUAAAGGACAAGGACCUGAGCUUCCUGGAUGAGAAGAUCAGAGACGGGAUGGUCACGAGCUGUUUGGAUAAGGAAAACUGUGCAGAAGCAUGCCGGCAUGCGCCACAGGCCCCCAAGAGAGCCGCCACGGCAGACCGUGACAUGGACAACUGCGACAUGAGCCCUGCUGUCACGGAUCAUGAUAGGCCCGUGCCGGCAGCGCAGAAGGCGAACGGUCACCCUGCCGGGUCACCGGACCUUGUAGGUGUCAAUUAUGUGUCAGCAGAGGACGACCCUUGUGUCCGAACAGCUGGAAAAACAAAAGCUGAUGUCAGGAGUUCAGCCACCGGUGUGUCCCAGAGGACGGCGGAUGACAUGGACUGCGCUCUGGAUUUGUCUUUUAAGCCUCUGUCGAGCAGAGAUGCCUUCCACCCCUCCUUCGUCUCGGGACAGCUGGCCCUCGACAGCCAGCAGCAGGCCACGGAGCCACUUGUUAAAGACGAACACGACUUUCUGUCAGAGCAGGAGGACGGCGAGCCCGUGAGCCCCGUGAGCCGGCGCUUUGGGAAUAGCGCCAGGAACUCAGUGGUGACAGGGUUCGCUGCCCUCUUCCCCGGCAACAACGGCCCGACCGUGGACGACGACCUGAUGGAGGGGGAGGGGCCGGGGGGAGGCCGGUUGCUCGGAGACAGCGAGGGGGACGACGAAGAUGAUCUGGCAUCCUCGGACAUCUCCACGUCCAGCGGCAUGCUGUUAUCCGGCGGCCAGCAAGUCUGCGUGUGUCCGCUCUGCAGCAAAGUCUUCCCGAGCCCGCACGUGUUGCAGUUGCACCUCAGCUCACACUUCCGAGAGAAAGACGGGGUGCGUUCCAAACUCUCGCCCGACGGAUCGGUGCCGACGUGCUCGCAGUGCGGCAAGACGUUCUCCUGCAUGUACACGCUCAAGCGGCACGAGCGCACGCACUCCGGCGAGAAGCCCUACACGUGCGGCCAAUGCGGAAAGAGCUUCCAGUACUCGCACAACUUGAGUCGGCACGCCGUCGUGCACACGCGUGAGAAGCCGCACGCGUGCAAGUGGUGCGAACGACGCUUCACGCAGUCUGGGGAUCUGUACCGCCACAUCCGAAAGUUUCACUGCGGCCUCGUCAAAACCCUCGCCAUUGGAUAGCCGCGGUGUCACCAAACUCGUCGCGAUGAAGUAUUUAUCACGUUCUUUGAUAGAAAAGCAAGUAAUACAAAUAUCAAAUAUUUAGCGGUUGGCUGAACGUUUGUUUUGCAAUGCACAGAUUUCAGACGCACUUAUAAUGCAAUGGAUUAAACUGGCAAGGAAGCGCCUUUAAAACAGUUCCUCAAACCGUCCAGAAGAUUUGAUGUUCAACUAUAGUGUAAAAGUCAUUUCAAUUUGACCUCCUUCAUUCACAGAGACACUCAAAGUCUGUCUGUCCUCAAUUGAACUGUUCUGGAUGUAUAGAGAGGUAGAUGUUAUUAUGGGAAUGCAAUGGUGAUAUUUAUAUAUAUAUGUAUGUAUAUAUUAUGUGGAUCUACUGAAGGGUUUUGCCAACAUAUAAGUGACAUUGCCUUUGAAAGCUACUGUCCGAUGUGUCAGUUGUAAUUAAGUUUCUUAAUUCGUAAAUGAAGGACUGGUUAAGUGCAUACUACUGUCUGAAGUACACUAAUCCUAGCGGUUCCCGCGUCCGCUAAUAGCAACUGGUUUCUCUGGAACAUGUCUCCGUUUUCCUUCUUUCAGUGAACGGAGAACAUGGAUGCAUUUGAGCCUCUGAGACUGUCUCGAAGUGGUCAUUAUUUCACGUGUUCGGUCGAUUGUAGAUGAAGAAAUGUCACACUAGCACUGAGAGAAAUCCACGUCACGCGCCCGUGUGUUUGUCCGUCCUGAGAACACUUGAGUAGUUAUUUAUUAGUUGUUUUUUGGUUCAGGGUUUACUGUAGACUUGAGAUUUAAAGUAGAGGAAAUGUCUGUGCUAAUAUUGGGAUAAUUGAUUAAUCUCUGUACUGUGUGUGCCGAUCUGGACGUGUGGAGAAGCCAUCGGGAAUGAAGUUUGACUUCACUGAUGCUAACAAGCACUUCCUUUGUAGUUUCUAGAGAACACUGAUAUACUGUAGGCUGCUAUUUCUAACUGUGUAUUUAUAUUAAAUAUGUAUUUAAUUUAUAAGAUUAUCGUCACGUGUUCGUCAGGGCUACCGAUCUCGUUAAAGCUGCGAUGCUUCCCUUUGAUGUCGGAGUAACAAUGAUUGUUGCGACGAUACUGUAACGGAUAAACCCGUGAUUGACACCGUGACGUCAGAGCUAUAGCUUCAGGAACUGUCCUAAACUACCGAAUCAUAUUUGAAGAUUUAUGCAUUUAUGCAUUUUCAAUUUCAUCAACGAAUCUUUAGUCAAAUUAAUUAAACCCGACAUUUAAAAAAAUAUAUAUAUUUUAUGUUUUAUUCAUUUAAUUUUGUGAAAUGCAACACAAUUUGAAAAUAGUUGACAAAUGGGCUCAAACAUUAUUAUUUUUUUGGUCCGUGCAUGUAAAAAGCAAGUAUAUGCAUCGAUUAUCUGCGUUCGACGACGCGAUUGGCUGCUUCGCGCCACGUGACUGCAUGUUGCACAUUUGUGUCAGAUAUUCUCAUGUCAGUUUUAACACUGGAAAUAAAUACCUGACAUUAUUUCACCUGCUGGUAAUUUAGACGAAUUGUGUGAUUGCAGAUGAACAAACGCAGAUGCAAUGUUUGGGAUUUUCCUCGUUUAUUUACAUGCUCAUACAGCAGGUCACGUGCUGUUAUAAUCGCAUGAUAUUUAUCAUGACGGCUCUUUUCGUUCUUACCCAUCUGUAAAAGCCAAUCCAUGCAAUAAUGAACACAGGACCGGAUAAUUACUCGUGCGCCUCUUUGAUGGUGACGUACAGGAUGCAUCGGGCUCCUUUGUCAUUCUGUAAAACUGUUUAUGAAAUCUGUCUAAAGUUUCAAACUGUGAAGAUGUAUAAUCAGAAGUCAUAUUUAUUGAUUUGUUUCUACUAGACUUUGUAGAAGUGCCAUUAGAUGUAAUAUCAUGUUUUGAUAUAUAUAAAAACAAAUGCUUGAUUGUUAGUGGAUGUAGAAGACAAUCGGUUUGAUUUGAACUUGCUUGUUUGGUAACUUAUUUUGAUUUUCUGGCAUUUGUUUGUUUGUUUUCUGGGCACGUUUGAACACUUUGUGCCCUUGUGUGUGUGUGUGUCUGUGUGUGUGUACAUGUGACAAUCUUUUAUCUUUAUUUAGAUUAAGCAUAGAUUAAACAACCUUUUCUGUGGCUUUACUGUGUUUUAAUUAAGUCCAAUUAUUAAUA